AUGAAUUGCAGAGAAUGCAUCGACGUCACCCAGCGAAUGUGCCAGCGAUGCGGAGGCGGCUACUGCCUGAUACAUAACGAGGGGUCCGACCUCAUUGCGUGCGAAUGGUGCGUAGGGAGGACCCGGCUCAUGCUCAGAGGAGACCUCUACUGA
Molecule: messenger RNA, 153 nt
Organism: Canariomyces notabilis
Lineage: Eukaryota; Fungi; Ascomycota; Sordariomycetes; Sordariales; Chaetomiaceae
Exons: 4
Coding region: 1-153 (50 amino acids)
Source: RefSeq, a predicted model, not a curated record